CGGGCCGAGUGCUUCCGGGCUGCUGCAGCUCCGGUCCUCUUCUCGGUUCCCGGAGCCGGCGGGAGCGGCUGGGGUGUGCAGGGCCGUGCGGGGCCGUGCUUCGGCGGCGCUCGCUUCCCCGGCGGGCAGCGGCGGAGCAUGCGCUGGUCCAUGGGCACCAUGCCAGUUCUUCAUGUGAUGUGCCAGCCUCCAGUCCCAGAGCCACGAGGGAGAUGAGGUAGCCCUUAGGUUUGAUUGGGGAAGCCCAGUUCAAUGGAUACGAAGUACAAGGAUGACUUAUUUCGGAAGUACGUGCAGUUCCAUGAGGGCAAAGUGGACCCCACCCCCGGCAAGCAGCAGCCUGGCAGCGAUGAGUACCUGCGAAUGGCAGCGGCCACCCUGCUCAGCCUGCACAAUGUGGACCCCUUGUAUCGAUUUCGGCUGAUCCAGUUUUAUGAAGUGGUGGAGAGCUCCCUCCGCUCACUGAGCAGCUCCAGCCUGAGCGCUCUGCACUGCGCCUUCAGCAUGCUGGAGACGGUGGCCAUCAACCUCUUCCUGUUCCCCUGGAAGAAGGAGUUCCGCAGCAUCAAGACCUACACGGGCCCUUUUGUUUACUAUGUCAAGUCUACAUUGCUGGAGGAUGACAUCCGAGCCAUUCUGAAGUUCCUAGGCUACGAGCCUGAGUUGGGGACUUCGUACAAACUCAAAGAGCUUGUGGAGUCCCUCCAGGUGAAGAUGGUCUCCUUUGAGCUCUUCCUGGCCAAGGUCGAAUGUGAGCAGAUGCUGGGGAUCCAUUCACAGGUAAAGGACAAGGGCUACUCGGAGCUGGAUGUGGUUACUGAGCGCAAGAACAGCACAGAGGAUGCGCGUGGUUGCUCAGAUGCCCUGCGCCGGCGGGCGGAGAGUAGGGAGCACCUGACCACUUCCAUGGCCCGUGUGGCACUCCAGAAGUCAGCCAGUGAGCGGGCAGCCAAGGACUACUACAAGCCCCGAGUGACUAAACCUUCCAGAUCGGUGGAUGCCUACGACAGCUACUGGGAGAGCAGGAAGCCCCCCUCAAAGGCCUCACUGAGUCUGCGCAAGGAGCCCCUGGUUGUGGAUGUAGGGGAUGAUCUGAAGGACGAGAUCAGCCGCCCGUCCCCCUCAUUGUUGGCCAUGUCCAGCUCCCCCCAUGGUAGCCCUGAUGACCUUCCCUCCAUCUCUCCCAUCAAUGGCCUCAGCCUGCUUCGCAGUACGUACUUUCCCACUCAGGAUGACAUGGACCUAUAUACGGACUCGGAACCCAGGGCCACCUACCGCAGGCAGGAUGCUCUGCGGCCAGAUGUAUGGUUGGUCAAAAAUGAUGCCCACCCCAUCUACCACAAGCGGUCACCCCCCACCAAAGAGUCUGCCCUCUCCAAGUGCCAAAAUUGCGGUCUGUCCUGCAGCUCCCCCCUCUGUCAGCGCUGUGACAGUGUUCUAGUCUGUCCUUCGGCCUCCAAGCCCAGUGCUUUUCCCAGCAAGGCCUCUGCUCACGACAGCCUGGUCCAUGGGGCACCUCUGCGGGAGAAGUAUGUGGGCCAGACUCAGGGCCUUGACCGGUUGCCACCUGUCCACUCAAAGCCCAAGCCCUCCACCACAGCCACCUCCCGCUGUGGCUUCUGUAACCGUGCAGGUGCCACCAACACCUGUACCCAGUGUUCAAAAGUUUCCUGCGAUGCCUGCCUCGGCGCCUACCACUGCGACCCCUGCUGCGGAAAAAGGGAGCUGCACAAGUUCACACCCAACAACCAGCUAAGCUACAAAUCCACCCAGUUCUCCCAUCUUGUGUACAGAUAGGCCCCGUCCCCACCUUUUGCUACAAGGGCUACACCUCUGACCUGGCUUGGUCCUGUCCAGGUGGCAGAGCAGCACCAGAAGUGCAGACCUGAGCUUGACCAUGGAAGCAGCAGGGUCACUGCUCUGUCACACAGGAGUUCACUUCCUGUUUCACACUGCACCCAGAGACUGCUGUGUGGUCUGUGGGACAGGACGGCAUUUCCACUCAGUCACUUCAGUGACCUCUCCACUCCCUGCUCAGCUACUUUGGGUUUGGGUUCCCUUGAAAGAAAGCCUCUGUCUCGGGGAUUCUCGACACACCUGCGCACCCACUGCAAAGCAAGCUUGGACUGGGAAGGAGCCUUUGUUUGGAUCCUCUUCAAAUGCCCACCAGGAGUGGCGAGCUGGAGGCCUGCUGGCUUGUGAAAUGAGCCCUCCUGCCACACUGGGCCUCUGACAGCUCGCCUCUUUUCCUGCUCCCCUGAUACAAGGAUCCCUUGCCCCUAUAAUAGGUAUCAAAGGGGAACCAAGUCCAGUAUUAGCUGAAUGCCAUCUUGCCAGCUCCACAGUCAGCCCACAGUGUUGGUGAGCUCUGCUUGGCAACUGGAAAGUGGACUCCACAGCAGGACCGAUGUCCCCUCCUGUUUGCAUACCACCCCUUACUGUACUAUACAUACAGAGUUUGAGGUUUAUUUUUAAAUGAGUAUUCAAUUUGCUGUGUGUUUCAACAUGGUGAAAGAAAUUUAUGAUAUGGUAUUUAUAACGGUGCCCUGGGUCCUUUAGUCUUCCAAGGGGGCCGAAUGCCCUUUCCCAGUGUUUCUUCCACUUGCUACGGUGGAGAGAGCCUCAAAGUAGGGGACUGACAAAGCCCAUGUUUCCUCCCACGGCAGUAGAGAGCUGCUCUCUUCCCUAAGUAAAUAUCCACCUACCUCCAGUGUGCACUCGGGGGUUAGCAUGGUGCUGAGGUCUACAGUGACCCCAGUGACAAGGUGGGGACCUCAGCCCUCACAUCUGUAGCUCUGGUCUUGAUGCCUGCUGAGCAUGACUCUCGUACCCCAAACCUCGAGUUUUUUUUAGAAGGAGUUCAGGUGGGGUUCUCUCCACCCCCAUCUAGCCUUCCUCACUGGUUCCCAGGGCUGUAAGCAGCGGCUCUCAGUCGUUUUGCACUAGUGGGCAGAGGUGUGUGCCCAUCAGAGAGAUGCCACUCAGUCAGUUUCCUUGCUUCCUGUUAUAAAUUACCCACCUCUGGAUUUUCCUUUAUGGGGAGCCGAGCGGGAAUUUGUAACUCACUUCCUUGUGAACUGUUAACACACUUCAGCCAUAGACAGUUGUGCUAUCUGUUGUUUGGGAUCUAUGUGCAAGUAGGGUUUUCCCAAAGAAAGGCAUCCAAGCUCUGGAGCAGGCUUGAUUCUGGCCAAACCCUGAGCCACUGUGAAUUUGCUGGUGUUCUUCUAACUUACUGGAGUGAUUUUAAGGUUUUCCAAAUCUUACCAUGGUUCUUUUUUAUCUCUAGCUGAGAGCUCACAUGUAGAUAGGUGUACAUAUAGCCGAGUUGGGAAAUUUUAUUAGAGACUGGCCUCCUGGGCAGCUGUCUUUGAUGUUCCUUCCACACUUCAGAACUGAUGAUACCUGGCCCACUCCUGAGAGCUCUAGUUUUCCAUUCCAGUUACUCCAGCAUUGCAGGGACUCUCAAGGUGGGCAGACAGGUCGCCUGAGGAAGUGCAGUGUGCUUUCUACCAGGAAAUCCUGUGUACAGACUAGCAAGGCCUCACUCCUAGGUGUGUCUCACUAUAGGAGAUUGCUGUGAUCUGGACAGUUGAGUAUAUGCUAAUUUAAAAAUGCACAUAUUUUGCAUUUGAUUUCUACAGAGUUGAAAUGUUGAGAGAUUAAAAAAAAACUAAAUAAAGUGUCUUCCAUUGUUAAA
Molecule: messenger RNA, 3700 nt
Organism: Meriones unguiculatus (Mongolian gerbil)
Lineage: Eukaryota; Metazoa; Chordata; Mammalia; Rodentia; Muridae
Gene: Spata2
Product: spermatogenesis associated 2
Exons: 3
Coding region: 253-1797 (514 amino acids)
Biological process (GO): regulation of necroptotic process; protein K63-linked deubiquitination; protein linear deubiquitination
Cellular component (GO): cytoplasm
Source: RefSeq, a predicted model, not a curated record